Messenger RNA from Diabrotica virgifera virgifera (western corn rootworm), 5902 nucleotides. RefSeq lists its product as uncharacterized. The record is from RefSeq and is a predicted model, not a curated record. The transcript is spliced from 4 exons. NCBI's taxonomy places the organism in Eukaryota, Metazoa, Arthropoda, Insecta, Coleoptera, Chrysomelidae. Bases 290 to 835 code for a protein of 181 amino acids.
CCAGCGAAUAGAACACACGUGUUUAGCUCGUAUCUUAACUCGAUUCUCGGGCAGAUAUAGCAAUAAAACAAUUGUGUUAUACAAAAGUGCAGUGUAACUAUAAACCAAUAUAUGUAGGUACAUAAAUAAACAACCUAAUUAGUUAACUAAUUAUACAGUGAAAAAAUCGGAAAAAAGUAAUUCCAACGAUAAGGAAUUAAAUUCUUGUGUAAAGUGAUAAAAACUUGUGUGAUAUCGAAUAUAAACAAAGCAGGUUUUUGCAGUAGGUGGAAACAAAACAAUAUUGUGAAUGGUGUAUUUCUACAGGAAAAUAAAGCAUAUUAAUAAACAGAAUCAGCUGUUACCCAGAACAGAUCAAUUAAGCAGGAAUAACAUACUAAAGGAACCUAAUCAAAGAACUCAGAGACAACGAUAUAGAACCUUAAGCAACUAUAUCACAUUGGGACUUACCUCUAACCCUCGAAGAAUUGGGAUGUUUCCUGAAAAAAUUGGUUCCCUAAUUACGCCAGAGUUCUUUUCCAGAAUUUUGGAGAUCAAGUUAAGUACUGGAUCACUUUCAAUGAGCCGAGACAGACUUGUAUGGGUGGAUACGGUUUCGGAUACUUUCCCCCCACCAUUCAUGCUGAAGGACUUCUUGAAUAUACGUGUGCUCAUAGUUUGCUUAGAGCGCACGCUAGGGUCUGGCAUGUGUGUGAUAAAGAAUUUAGGCCUACACAGAAAGGAAAUAUAUCCAUUGUCCUUGAUACGGCGGCCUAUGUGCCAGCGUCGAAUAGCCAAGAAGAUAAAAUUGCCGCAGAUACAAAGUUCCAUUUCGAGAUUGCCCCGUGGACGAUAAGGAAUCUUGUAAAUUGGAUAAAAGACCACUACGAAAAUCCUGAAAUCUUAAAAAUCUGCUCGUUGUUGGGUCGGUACCUACACGGAACGAGUUAUUUCAGUGUACCUACUCACAAUAUGAAUAAACUGAGAAAAUUAAUGACAACUUAUAUUUCAUUUUGGUUCAGAUUAGUGUUGCCUAAAUGCAAGACCAAGACGAGACUUAGACAGUCUUGGUCUUGGUCUUGCGCCUGUAGACCUGGUCUUGGUCUUGGUCUUGGUAUUGCGCUCCCGGUCUUGGUCUUGGUCUUGGUCCUGCAGCAAGAGUCUUUCAAGUCUCGCAGUUGCCUAUUAGCCUAUUGCAUAUCUUAGAACAACGUAACAGAGAGGUCCAUUUUAAGCUUGAAUAUCAUAACCAUAGUAAAGACUAGCCAAAUUAAUAAAUAUCUAAACAACUGACACCGGGGGGGUUUAAACCCACGAUCUAAGUGAUCGCUGUCUAUGUUCUAACUAACUAAAGUUAAAACUACCUCUUAAAACCCACAAAAUUUCAUUUGCAUAUCUCAACCGAUUUUAGAGCAAUAAAUAAAUCGUCAGUUUGUAAGAAAAAUUUCAACCCCUCCUAUUUGGUAAACAAAGCAUUUAUAAAGUAAACGUUUAUGAAGUAAACUGUCAUUAGUUUUUCGUGCAGAAUUAACCAUUAAAGUUUGCCAUACUUAUUUAAAAACAUUCUGUAUUGAUGAAAAACAUGGCUAGUUAAAAAAGUACCUAACUUUUUUUAUUAUCCAGUAUAAGUGAAUGAAUAAAAAAACAUAAUGUUAAGAAAAUAUGAGGCUUUAGUUGGGCUUUAAUUUCAGUAUGCUCUUAUUGCAUGUGAUAUGCGAGUGAGAAAAAACACAGUUUGAUUGGUACACCCGGUAUACACUGACAAAAUUGACCAGUCUAGCAACAAUAUCUAUUAUUACUGCGAUAUUUAUAAAGAAUAGAAUAAGACCAAAUAUUGAAAACAAUCAUUUAAAUUUAAAUAACAACAGGUUUAGGAAAUUUGAGACAUUAAAAAUGACCCAUUUUUAAGGUGGUGCCAUGGACGUAUAAAUAAAGAUGGGUGGUGCGUUAAUUUCUUGGAGAAGUGUACCUAUAUCGUUAAAAUAAUAUUUCGGUAUUAUGUCUACACGAUAUCCGGCAUUAUCUCUAUACUUUUGUCUCGCUAUGACACUUAUAAAUAAUAGGCGCGCUGUUUCGGCAAAUUCUGUUUAGCGAAGUGACCUCAUAACACAGAACACAGGACACAGUCAGCAAAAACAAUACAUAAUAGUCUUACUAUAAUAAUGUAUACUGAUAAAGAUUUGUAUUUAGUGUUUAGACUCCCAGAAAACUAAUAAUGAAAAAAAAUAUUUAUGUAAAUUUAUAUAAGUGCUAAGGUGACAUAUUUUUAAAAAGUUUUGAUACGAUAUUCCAUAUUACUGUAGGCGUCGCAACGCAGGAAUGUUGUAUUAUAUGAAUAUGAUUAGAAGACGACUAUUCUCAAAACCAGGACAAUUAUUAAUUUCAGAGCAAAGAAGUCGGCUGCUAAGCAAAGGCGUAGCUACCGCCGCACCGUAUGAAUUACGGGGCCCCGGCGCUGCAUGUCGAAACAAAACUUCCAUUUAAAAAAUUGAACAAAAUAUUCUACAAUUUCCCUAAUAAAACGCUUUGAAACAGUGUAUUGUUUGGAUGUCGACCUUUUCGUGUAAUGGAUUCUUUAUCUAAAAUAUUGUAUUGUAAAUCAUAAUAUAUCUAUGUAUAUCCAUUUGCCGCCGUAUUCCAUAACAAAAAAGCUCUUUUUUUGUUUUCAAGUUAGGUACUUUUCAUUGCUCAUUCACCGUUGACGGUGACACACUGUAAAAUGGCCAAAUUGCAAUUUUUGUCAUCGCUUAAUCCUUGACGAUUUGGAACAGUGGAUAUAUGUAUUGUUUUGGGUAUAUUUUCGUGUACUUAAUCUAUUUAUUGUUUAGCCCAUUUUUUCAUUGUCCAGUCACCCUUGGCUUAUAUAUAACAAGUGUUGUUGAAAAAACUGAAUCUGUUUUCAAAUCUAUUUUUUGAGUUUGGUUUAUUAGAGUUUAUUAGGUUUAUUAGGUUCAAUUUGUGCAGUCGAUUCAGAAAGUUUAAAUUUUAAAUUCUGAAGUGAAACAAAUGAGUGAAAUAAAAAGAGAGUAGCUGAGUGGAGCGAUGAAAAGAAAAAUGAAACAAAAAAGGAAGAAGUUUUGAAGAAGAUACCCAAAAUUUCUUCAUUUUUCUAUCAAUCAGAUUCUCAAAGUGAUUUAAGUUGCAAUGGUAAGUACUAGAUCUCUAUCUACUAAUGAAACAAUAAUUAAUUCUUAUCUAAUCGUCGUCGGUAACAGGGGUGGCCAAGGUUCUUGAUAUUAUUUGAUAGAAAUUUGAAAUUUUUUAGAAGCCGUCAUUAAAUGCGUAUUAAAAAGUUAUGCAAAAGAGGUGUUAAAAAAAUAUGUACAGAAAUUUGUACAGAAUAUUAAUUGAACACGUGUAAAUAAAAGUACAACCUAUUUGUACUAAAUUUAAAUAUUAUAAAUUUAUUGUACUUCUUUUGAUAAUUCUUUAAAUCUUAGCGAAUAAAUGGUGACAGCACUUCUUAGUAAUUCUUUCAGAUGCUGGUUAUUUCGUACUGAUGAGUAUUUGAAUUUCAGGAAUUUUAAAGUGAAAUAAAAUUAUUCACACAUGUCUUCUUCUUCAUGUGCCGUGCUCGAUUAUCGAGUGUUGUCUAUCAAAUUGGCUCUAGUAAUUUUGAUGGCGGCAGCUCGGAAAAUGGAAGCUGGAGUUUCUCAAACCACUCUCUUAGGUUUCUAAGCCAUGACGUUUUUCUUCGACCUGGCCCUUUUAUUUCGUCUCCUUUGCCUUUUAUUAUUAAAUGGAGUAUAUUAUAACUCUCUGGGUGGCGCAUUCUUCUCUAGGUACCGUCUCCGCUUCGAAGGUUGGCAAUCAUCAAAGCGAUUUUUACUUUUGAGAGUGCGGCUCUAAAUAAUUCGUUGUUACUACAUCCAAACCAUGCCCUAAGAUUCUUCAGCCAUGAGUUAAAUCAGCUAUCAGCUUCCUAUAAAUCUUUUUCCUGGAUUUUACUUACAUAAUGAACUAGAGUAUUAGAUAUUUAUCUCCUCUCAUCACAUGUCCCAUAUAUCUCAGUUUUCUUCUCUUAAUUGUUAGAAGUACUUCUCUUUCCUUAUGCAUACGUCUGUCUCAUUACCUCUACGUUGGUUAUUCUAUUUACCCAUGAGAUCUUCAGCACUCUUCGGUACAUCCACAUCUCGAAUGUCUCCGGUCUUCUCACGUCAAUUUUCUUCAGUGUCCACGCUUCCGUCUCGUAGUAUAAUACGGAUAGCACAUAGCACCUCAUAACAUCUUCUUCUAUGGCACUACAGCCCAAAUUAAGCCUUGGCCUCCUUUAUUUUUUGCCUCGGCUGCUCUUCUCCAUACACGGACUCCUAAAAGGGCUUGUGCGUCGCUGUUUACUGUGUCUUCCCAGCGCUUUCGUGGCUUCCCAACCGGUCUCUUUCCUUGCAUUCUAGCAUUUAGUGCUCGUUUUGGUAGCCUAUCCUCUCCCAUUCUUAUCACGUGUUCGGCCCAUUGCAACCUUUGUACUCUAAUGAAGUCUGACAGGGGAGUUUCCUUAUAAAGUUGAUAAAGCUCCUUGUUGUAUCGACUUCUGAAGAUUCCGUUUUCCCUCACAGGUCCUAGUAUUCUCCUAAGUACUUUCCUUUUGAAACCUCAUAACAUGGCCAAAAAAUAUUCAAGUUUGAGAGUUUUUACUGUUCUGAUGACUUCCCGUAAUUUUUCCCCUCCGAUGUAUAACAACUUCGUUACGAACUCUAUCCACCCAACUUAUUCAUAGGAUCCUCCGAUACACCAAGGUUUCAGAGGCUUCCAGGUUUUUGAGAAGGGCACCCGUUAAAGUCUAACCUUCGACACCAUACAAAAGAGUACACAUUCACAUAAGUACGGUGUUCUAUCGAACAUCUUCUAGCACUACCUUAUAUCAGUUCUUGAAAAGGGCCCCGCGAAAAUCUUUGAUACGGGGCCCCUGUUUAACUAGUACGCCACUGCUGCUGAGAAAGAAUGUAUGACUAAAAAUUUUUAUUUUUACAUUAUAAUAAUGACCUCUCAGUACAUGUCAAAUGUGUCGAGUGAUCUUUUAAUGGAUAUUUUGAUUCGCUAUGUAUGUUUAUGGUAUUGUUCGUAAUGCGCAUAAGUCCAAUUUUCAAAAUUUUUAUUACAAUUUUUUUUGUUUCUCAUAGAGUAUCUAAGAAUAUAGCCGAACUUAUAUACUCCCUAAAACGACCCUCAGUUCUAACUGCAAGACGCAAGAGUCUCGCAGACUUAGUCUUGUUCUUGCUCAAGUCUUGCACGGUAAGUCUUGGUCUUGGUCUUGGUCUUGCGAAAACGCAAGAAUAAGACCAAGACUGCAAGACCAAGACCGAUUUUGGGCAACACUAGUUCAGAUAUGAUCAUCCAUCCCCUUACGUACGUUUCAGUCUCCCCAGACCUCAUCAGAGGGGCCAUAUGAGGGGUUUCCAACUUACAAGGUAUUGAGGGCCAAACUAGAAACUUUUGGUCUGGGUGCGGGCCGCACUAUAAUAAUAUGCUAUUAGAUUUUUGUAAACAAAACUAAAAAUGUCUAUUAUUCCGAGAGUAAAGGGAAAGGAGGUUAGUCUCCUGUUCUCAUUAUACGAAAUAGAAUGUAUCCUGUUUUCUCAAAUCUUAAAAAGGUCUAUUUCUUAGUUUUGUAAAUACUCUCGUGGACCGCAAAAAUAUGCCUAACGGACCGCAUGAGGCCCGCGGGCCGUCUGUUGGAAACCCCUGGGAUAUAUGAUCACCUCAGAACUGAUCACAUAUCCUCUCUGAAGAGGUCUAAGGAGACUGAAACAUAUGUAGGGGGAUGAUUGAAAUGAAACAUAAGCUCUUUUUCAUUUUAAUUUUAAAGAUAGAAGAUGGAGUUUAGAGUGUUUGGAUAUACCCUACGGAGUAUAAUGGAUCAUUUUGAAUGGCAGUAUGGAUAUACGUAAGUACACAGUAUAAUUUGAUUCAUUAUUCACAUUAU